Molecule: messenger RNA, 560 nt
Organism: Acaulospora colombiana
Lineage: Eukaryota; Fungi; Glomeromycota; Glomeromycetes; Diversisporales; Acaulosporaceae
Source: the annotation of a GenBank genome assembly
AUGGAGCGUCUCAAACUCUAUCCGCCAAUUAUGUACACGGUUCAUUGGGGCAACACUGCCAACAAGAGCGAGUUUCAACUUUCAAAUUUAUUAGAUCGGAUACCUUUUUUCAAGUCUCUGGACCUUUAUAUAUCUCCAACGGACUCGGAAACCGAACUCAUGAUGCAUGAGGUUCAGCCCAACGCCGAGUACUUGGUGCUCUUCAGUAUUGCAAAGCCUGACCGUAAAGUAACUACUGCAGGCCUCAAUUAUACCGCAAUCCAGAAGAUCGAAAAUAUCAUAUGUAAGAAUGUACGACCAUACAUCGAGGGCAGUCCAAAGGUCUUAAAUGUCAGAUCUCUUCGAAUUGCUCAAUCACACAUUGACAACCAUGAUCUGGUUGAAUUUAUCGAGGCAACUUCCUCUGCUUCAGUGACUAUAGAAACCAAAUCUUCACUUUUGAUAUCUGGGGGUGCCAUAUCUGCUAGUAUUUCGUUACCAAACCUCACUACAUUGGCUACAGAUUUGUGGGUCUUGGCGACGCUUUUCAAUGAUCACGUCCUCCUUCCAAAUCUCCAUGC